CCGCCUUAUCGCCCUGAGCUUCCACGUCUGCCCUCUCUCUGCCUUCCGCUCCGCUCGCCCAUCUUCUUUCCGCUCACUUCUUCUCCGCUUUCGCUCGCACUGUCAAUUUUGGGUGCGUAUCCAGAACAUCUCGACGACGCGCAGAGCACACUGCCCGCUCUACUACGCUACCCGGCGUUCCUUCUUCGGCAUCGUAGAAGUACGAAAUAUCCCCACAACCAUCACGCUCUGGCCCAGAUUGGCAGUAUAUCGCAAAGAUGCAGUAGGAUCUCGAGCCACCUUACCCCUCACACCCCACCAGCAGAUAAGGAAGCCACGCCUUAUCUCCGCCUGUACCACUACAGGCGCAGCACAUCCUAGUGGUACGCACGACCAUGAGCAAUGGCGAUGCUGGACACCAUCACGCCUUCUCAGACACACAGCUACAAGUCGAGGACAGCCAAGAUCUCUCGCAGUCACCUCACGAUCAUUCCACUGAUCAAGACGCCGAGCGGGAGCGCUCCCAUUUCCAGUCCGUACUAGCCUCCUUUGAAGCCUACCUCCCCUACUCUCUAGCAUCGAACAACCUACGGAGAAGGUCCUACUAUGCUCUCACCAGGAGUCAACGGGCCCUUCUCAGCUCGCUCGGCGGGAAACUUCUACGACCCCUACUGGACGAUGAAGAGCUGCAGGAGUCCUCGAGCAUGAACUCCAGCGGAGAGAGGGGAGACAGGAGCGGUCUCAAGGGCAGGUUGGAUGAGAUCGACGAUAGGAUACGCAGAAACGCUUCAUUCCUCGACGAGAUUGUCAAGGAGGCUCGAGACUUCAUCGGCGAGACAGACCAAGAAGCAGCAGGGGAGAGCUCAAAUAGCAGCAAGAAGCGCAAAGACUCUCCUGGCCAUUCUACUGAGCUCGCUGCUGAGAGUGAGCAUUCACACAAUCACGGACAUAGCCACACUUCCUCUUCAUCCCCUUCGCCGCACAUUCAGGACGUCGACAAGGUCCGCUCAACUCUCAAGCAGUUCGCUCGUGACUGGUCCUCCCUUGGCGCAGAAGAGCGCGCCCAUGCCUAUGAUCCCAUUCUGCAAGCCCUCGAUAGACUCUUCAUCUCCACUCCCCUCUCUGAACGUCACUCUCUCCGUCUUCUCUUCCCAGGUUGUGGCCUAGGUCGACUACCCUGGGAAGCAGCCAUGCGAGGUUUCUCCUCGCAGGGCAAUGAGUUUUCCUUUUUCAUGCUACUGGCUUCACACUUUGUACUCAACAAGACGACGAGGGUUCAGGAGCAUGUCAUCUACCCCUGGGUGCACACGAUGUCCAAUUGGCGUACCUCUGACGAUCUACUACAAGCAGUGCGUAUCCCAGAUGUGGAUCCCAAUGCCCUCACGCACCUAGCAGAGGCAGAAGCACCGCAGGGGGCGAGUCAGCACCCGCCCGACUUCUCCAUGGUCGCAGGCGAUUUCCUCAGCGUCUACUCCUCGUCCGCGGAAAAGGCAGCUUGGUCAGCGGUAUGCACUGCGUUCUUUCUGGACACGGCGCGCAACCCAAUAUCGUACCUUGAGACCAUCAGCCAUGUACUCCCUAUAGGAGGCUAUUGGAUCAACCUAGGCCCGCUGCUGUGGCACUUUGAGGGUACAGGGCCUGAUGGGAGCAAUUCCCUCAAUCCUCCUACUUCCACCAGCACCAGUCGGACAAAUGGACUCAGCGGCACUGCUAAUGGGCCAAACGGCAGCGUCCCUCCCGUCUCCAAUUCCCCACCUCCCUCAGCCCCGCGCGAAGGGAGCAUCGAGCUCACCCUCGAGGAAGUCCUAGACCUAAUCGAGAAGCUCGGCUUUACAAUCCAAGAGCGUCGUACCCUACCACGCCAGUCCUAUACGGGCCAUGCAAAUUCGAUGCUCACGUAUGAGUAUCAGUGUGAGUUUUGGGUUGCGAGAAAAGUGAGAGAGGUGCAGAGGACGGGAUUUGGUGUGACUGGCUGAGCAGGGCGGGUGUUUAGAGCGAGAUGGGCGGGGGAUAAGGUGAGGCGGGAAGAACUGGCGGUGACAAAGGAAACAAAGUAUCUGGAUGGGAGGGAAUUUGAUGGGUAUUGUACAUUGAAGAAAAAAGCGAACGCAAAGUCUAUAAAGAAUCACCUCUACACAUCUAUCCGGAAGUCUCCUUGAAGAAUUUCGCCUGGUAAGCCACCUCGGGGUUCUCAAUCUCCCUCUUGCUCUG
Molecule: messenger RNA, 2190 nt
Organism: Microstroma glucosiphilum
Lineage: Eukaryota; Fungi; Basidiomycota; Exobasidiomycetes; Microstromatales; Microstromataceae
Product: N2227-domain-containing protein
Exons: 1
Coding region: 375-1955 (526 amino acids)
Molecular function (GO): S-adenosylmethionine-dependent methyltransferase activity
Source: RefSeq, a predicted model, not a curated record